Messenger RNA from Staurois parvus, 297 nucleotides. NCBI's taxonomy places the organism in Eukaryota, Metazoa, Chordata, Amphibia, Anura, Ranidae. The record is from the annotation of a GenBank genome assembly.
AUGGUGAUUCAUCAUCUUGAAGACUGUCCCUUCAGCCAAGAGAGAAAGGAUAAUUGCCUGCAGCAACAAAAUUACAGUAAAAUUAUUCCAUCUAUAUUUACUCUUUGCUUACAGCACCCUAUCGCUGAUGAUAACCAGUCUCCAGAUGGACAUUAUGUACCCAGAGUCUUAUUUGUGGAUCCAUCCAUGACUGUCAGAACAGACCUUGCAGGAAGAUACUCAAACAGACUGUAUGCCUAUGAAGCUGGAGACAUCCCAGAAUGUAAGUACUGCUGGAAAACAGCUUUGUGUAUAUAA